AUGAGACACGUUAUUAGAAAUCACCUAAAUUUCGCCAAGCAUAAGCGGUGCUUUUUCGCCGACGUGGACGACGAUGCAGAAUCCGACGAGUGUGACGACGAAUUCGACGCAAAUAUGGGGAAAAUGAUCGCAGCCGACUCCGCGCUGAAAGCUGUAGCACAAAUUCAUCGGAACGCCUCAACGUCUGCAACAAAUUCACCGUCGACCACACAUCCGUCACAGAAAAUGUAG
Macrosiphum euphorbiae (potato aphid) is the source of this 231-nucleotide messenger RNA. The record is from the annotation of a GenBank genome assembly. Lineage: Eukaryota; Metazoa; Arthropoda; Insecta; Hemiptera; Aphididae.